Molecule: messenger RNA, 2646 nt
Organism: Oncorhynchus gorbuscha (pink salmon)
Lineage: Eukaryota; Metazoa; Chordata; Actinopteri; Salmoniformes; Salmonidae
Product: C-terminal-binding protein 1
Exons: 11
Coding region: 361-1650 (429 amino acids)
Molecular function (GO): transcription corepressor activity; NAD binding; oxidoreductase activity, acting on the CH-OH group of donors, NAD or NADP as acceptor
Source: RefSeq, a predicted model, not a curated record
UGUUUGAUAGAGGGUGAUACUAUCCAAAAAAGUCUGUUUAAUGAAAUUGGGCCCAAGCAAGCUUCUUUUUUAAAACGUAUUUUCGAAUACGUGGUUGUACAUGCGGCAGGGGUUUUACGAACAACCAGAGGUCAGCGAGAGAGCUAAAAAGAAGACAAAAUCUACCUGAACAUAUUUAUUUUCCUGUAGGAGCCCUCCCCAAGCCUGUCUAUUUGAGUAAUGAGCCAUAUUGUGAUUGGCUACUAUCCAGAGGCAGUCAACCUUGAUUGGCUGUCACAUAGCGCCUAUGAUUGGCCAAUGCUCUGCCGCAUGUUUUAGCAAGCUCAAGCACAGUCUGGAUUUGAGACACAGAAGAGGGUGAUGCAAGGCAUCCGGCCCCCAAUUAUGAAUGGGCCCAUGCACCCCCGGCCCCUGGUGGCCCUGCUGGAUGGGCGUGACUGCACCAUAGAGAUGCCCAUCCUGAAAGACGUGGCCACUGUGGCCUUCUGUGAUGCCCAGUCCACCCAGGAGAUCCAUGAGAAGGUACUGAACGAGGCUGUAGGAGCUCUGGUGUACCACACCAUCACACUAAUGAGGGAGGACCUUGACAAAUUCAAGGCACUGCGGAUCAUUGUCCGCAUAGGCAGCGGCUUCGACAACAUCGAUAUCAAGUCGGCUGGAGAUUUAGGGAUAGCAGUGUGUAACAUGCCAGCAGCAUCGGUGGAGGAGACAGCGGACUCUACACUGUGUCACAUCCUUAACCUGUACAGACGGACCACGUGGCUCCAUCAGGCGCUGCGCGAAGGCACCCGGGUCCAGAGCGUGGAGCAGAUCAGGGAGGUGGCGUCUGGGGCGGCGCGGAUCCGUGGGGAGACACUUGGCAUCAUUGGCCUCGGUCGUGUUGGCCAGGCUGUAGCACUGAGAGCCAAAGCCUUUGGGUUUAAUGUGAUAUUCUACGACCCGUACCUGUCUGACGGGGUGGAGCGAGCCCUGGGCCUGCAGCGCGUCAACACCCUCCAGGACCUGCUCUUCCACAGCGACUGUGUCACCCUCCACUGCAGCCUCAACGAGCACAACCACCACCUCAUCAACGACUUUACCAUCAAACAGAUGCGCCAGGGUGCGUUCCUGGUUAACACGGCCCGAGGGGGGCUGGUGGAGGAGAAAGCCCUGGCACAGGCCCUGAAAGAGGGGAGGAUCCGAGGAGCGGCCCUGGACGUCCACGAGACAGAGCCCUUCGGUUUCAACCAGGGCCCUCUGAAAGAUGCUCCGAACCUCAUCUGUACUCCCCACGCUGCCUGGUACAGUGAACAGGCUUCUAUUGAGAUGAGAGAGGAGGCAGCCAGGGAGAUCCGCCGAGCCAUUUCAGGUCGUAUUCCAGACAGCCUGAAGAACUGUGUGAAUAAAGAGUUCCUAAGCCAGACUAGUCAUUGGGCCAGUAUGACCCCUGCUGUCAGUCACCCUGAGGUCAAUGGGGCAUACAGAUACCCUCCUGGUGUUGUGAGUUUGGCCUCUGGGGGGCUCCCUCCGCCUGUAGAGGGGAUCGUUCCCAGUGCCGUGCCCAUCACACACAGCCUGUCCAGCGCCGCCCACCCCCCUCGCGCCCCCUCGCCGGGCCAGCCAGGCAAAUCAGAGUUGGACAGGGAUCAGCACCCCAAUGACCAGUUGUAGCCCCGCCCCACAGAGCUCUCUGUCCAACCAUAGAACUCUCCUGGUCUUCAUCACCCCAAAGAGGAAUGGAACUGAUGCAUCAUGGGUUCUAAACAGCUGCCAUGAAACAGACAGACUCACAGAGGUCCAUUACAGUUCAUCUGGUUCAACCAUAGUGGAGUCGGUCGUCUUUUUGAAACUUUUUUUUGUGUAGAAAAAAAAACAGAAUAAUAUUGUGGAUUCGAAAAGAGAAAAAUAUCCUUUAAAGCCAAUCCUACUGUUUAGACUAUAGUUUGUCCAAGUAACGUGGGCGAAUGUCUGUUUGUGUCCUAUGGGUUCUUGUUAAAGCAGAAGUAGUUGAUCAUAACAUGAUUGUAACUGUUUGUGUACAGUUUUUAGAAAUAUGAAAAAAAAUAUUUGUAGUGCAGUCUAAAAGAAAAACAAGGGUGAAAACUAACCAACCGGUUUUAAAAAGACAAUAGAAUAUUUGUUUUAUAUGUUUCCCAACAAGCCCCAAAAGAGGCAGCUUUUGCACAGGUUCUCAGGAAAUGGAGUUUCCCUAGUUCUUUUUCUUCUACACCACAUAGUGCUUUGUUUUUCUACCCGCCUGCCUCUGCUCUAUAUUAGCAAAAUUACUUUAAGUUCCAUUUGUUCUUUCAGUUUAAGGGGCAUGUUGUUCUGUAGUCUUCAGCCUCUGUAUAAAUGUUAAAACUGUGCAUUUUGGGAGAGAAGACCCCCCUGUCUUGUGCAUACCUGACGUACUGCUUGCCUGUGUCAGUGUGACUUGAUUGUAACGUGUCUGAGAAGAGAAGCAGCUCCCAGCUGCACAAUUAGUAGCAGACAUACAUUGCCUCUCUUCUGGUGAAGUAGUAGGUUAGCAAUAUACAGUAUACAUACUAUAUAUUACAAAAUAUCAUUAUUUUUGGUUAAUCAAUAUCCAAAAAGAGAUGUUUGUGACUGUAUGCAUUUGUAUGAAUUAUUUUAAAAAUAAAUAAAAGUCCCUGUUGAAAGGUCAAA